AUGUCUUGGAAACUAGCAAACUCCAUUCUUUAUAUUGCCAUCGGAUUCCUGCUCGCAGGAGAUUUCGGAUGGAAAAUUUUCGCACAUGCUGAUUCUAUAGAAUGCGACUACACGUGGUCUAGACCAGAGCCGUGGAAUAAUCAUAUGCAUCUGUGCGCAACAAAUACUGGGGCCCGGACCAUGUAUACGUGCUCGUGGUGCGGAAGAGGAGAUACCAAACUACCAUCUGCUUAUUACUGUGUUGACGAAUUGGGAACUUUAGUCACAAAGUAUUCAUGGGAUUGUGAUGCAGGAAUGGAUGUGAAUGAUGACCCAACCUACUCCAUAACUUGCAAACGUACUGUUAAUGGUACCCCAGUUGACUACCGUUGCAAGUCCCGGCAUCUGAACCAACAAUGUCCCACAAAUUUGUGUAAGGCCUAUGAAUGA
Molecule: messenger RNA, 429 nt
Organism: Melampsora larici-populina 98AG31
Lineage: Eukaryota; Fungi; Basidiomycota; Pucciniomycetes; Pucciniales; Melampsoraceae
Exons: 5
Coding region: 1-429 (142 amino acids)
Source: RefSeq, a predicted model, not a curated record